AUGUUGCCAUCAGUACUCAGUAGUGCGUCGGCUUCCUGUGUCCUAGCAGAAGACGACAAUGUUGUCAAACAAACGAACCCUGUUGACAACGUCGAUCGUAAUAAUUGCAUUGCAGUUGACAAUGAUGUUGUGUGGAGAUCGACAACAUUGCCUGCCAUCACGCUGUACGUCAGCCACUACAACGUGGAUGAGGACAGAGUCACCAGCACUGAUAUUACAGAUAACGUCAACGAUUACACAUCUCACAAUGGUAAUCAAGAACAGGUCAAUCCUCUGCCUGUGAACGAAGCAGAAGAGCAGGCGAAGGAAGGUUAUGAUCGAUACUGGCAGACUGUCUCUGUUAUCAGCUGUUUCAUAUCAAUUAUGUUUAACAAUGCACUCGUAUCAUCCUAUGGUGUGCUCUACAUCUACCUGAAGGAACCCCUGGCUGUGACCGAGUACCAGCUCUCCUGGAUCGGUUCCCUCAUGAGUGGCUUCUUUGGGAUAACUUCAUUGCUGGCGUCUGUGUUAAUGGAGAGAGUGGGCAGUCGAUACACACACCUGCUGGGAGGCCUUAUACUUGCCUUCUCAAUGAUAGUCAGCGGUCGGUCAAGUAGUAUUCACGUUCUCUAUCUAACACUCGGACUCUUGUCAGGUGUAGGUUCAUCUCUCACUUUCGUCGCCAGCACCGUCCACGUCAGCCGGCAAUUUUCAAGAUGGAGACCACUUGCCAUAGGUACAGCAAGUAUUGGGGGGGCAGUUGGAAGUCUGACAUGGCCUCCCCUCAUGUCCGGUCUAGUGGAGACAUUUGGAUGGCGAGGUGCAUUACUGAUCAACGGUGCACUGCUUUUACACAUGCUGCCAGGCGCACUGUUCAUCAAAGCCUCUCCUAAACCCACCAGUGUAAAGGGAGGAACAACUGCAGUCUGGUUCCCCAUGUUGAUUAUUGUGUUCGACCUGGACAGUCUGCACAGAAUCCUGGGAGGUAUUUUGCUGAUGCAAGGAAUCGGGGGAAUCUGUGGACCUCCAUUUCAAAGUUAUCUUGCAGAUGUGAUGGCACAGAAAGAUUUGAUCUUUUAUACCACUGGAGCCUUCUUCAUCUGUAGCAUCCUGACCAUUCUUCCUUUCCUGUUAAAGAAACAGCUUGUGUCACGACAAAGUCUUAGGAAGGCUGGUGAUAUCAAAGUGACAGGAAUAACAAACAAAGGUGCGGACCUCGGAUCCACAAAUAACUUUACCUGAUGUCCGCAGCUGUUCAUGUUUCCAUUAGACUAACAUAUAGUCUCUGAAAUGAACAUAUCGUACAGAAAAAAAACAGUUGUUCAGUUAUCUUAAUAAAAAUCUGAUAAAAAGGGAGCCCAGUGAUUCUCUUCAUUUUCAGAUACUGCAGUAAUCUAGACUUGCCAAACAUUAUAGACUUGCAUGGGCUGUAGUUGAUAUAAAUGUAUCAGGGUCUGUAAGACAGACUAAUGUUUCCAUCUCAUUACCAUUCAACGAACUAAAACACAUCAUGUGAUUUCUACCUCUUGUGAUUACAUCUUAGAUGAAUACAACUCCAUUUUAACUAUUUGCAGCAAGUUUACUCUUCAGAAUGAGUUAUGUUUACACAGGUUUUAACAGUGUUUUAAUUAUGCCCAAGUGAGUUUGUUAAAGUAGGGGUUAAUCUCGUUUGACGUUUUAAUGAAGUCAAAGAACAGGGGUAUGGCGCUGGCUUACCAAAUAUCAUUACCGGGGUAAACAUCGGAUUCGAACCCACGAGCAUACAAUCAUAGAACGCAUAUGUGACACAAUUCUCCAUAGCGUAGUGAAGUGUGGCGCCUUUGAUGACUGGACCACACGUACCUUUCACUUUGCUGAUGGUUUAUCUGGAAUAAAAAUGUUAUCUUUCUUCCCACACAAAGGGGUUUGUAUUUACAAUUUGCCAGAGCUCGGAAUCGGGCAGGUUUGGGUAUUUUGAAAUGUAUAUGAAGCUAUAUUAUAACGAGAUAAUAAUUCAUGGAAGCCCUCAUAUGAGACAUGAAUCUUGAGGCCAGAACUUACCUUAUAGUGUGCGCAGCUUGGGACGCGAAGCAUGGAGAAUGUUGGAAGCUGUAAAGGUAACCUGUAUCAGGGUUGAUUUGCCAAAUUAACCUUUUCCAAAUAGACGGUCAGAUAUCUUUUGUCAAAGAUGGCGGCAUGUUCCUUGCAUGUUCCUUGCAUGUUCGGCUAGGUGCCAGUGAUGUUCGAGAGGACUGAGAUGACAGGAGCAUGGUCAUUGGUCGUGUCCAUUUUCCUAGUCACAUGGUCCUCGUGUCGGCCAUUAUUAUCAUUUUUUCUAUUGUCUUGCCCGAAUAAAUGUAAUGUUAGACGGAUAGUUAUGGGUGGGAAAAUAGAGUAGGAAUUGAAUAGGUUUGUUUAGGGACAUUUCAUUAUUGGAGUUAAGUUAGAGGGGUGGGUAUAAUAUAUACUUAAAGAGAUGGUUUGAAUGCUAUUACGUAGGUAUGGUGUUUUUAAUAAUUUCAUGAAUGGUUGCCCCUUAUUUCUGUUUAAUAAUAAACUUUAAAUUAAACUUCA
Haliotis rufescens (red abalone) is the source of this 2532-nucleotide messenger RNA. Its product is annotated as monocarboxylate transporter 14-like. The record is from RefSeq and is a predicted model, not a curated record. The transcript has 5 exons. Gene Ontology annotation, biological process: transmembrane transport. Bases 1 to 1221 code for a protein of 406 amino acids. Gene Ontology annotation, molecular function: monocarboxylic acid transmembrane transporter activity. NCBI's taxonomy places the organism in Eukaryota, Metazoa, Mollusca, Gastropoda, Lepetellida, Haliotidae.